CUUCAACCACAGAGCACAUGAAGACUGUAUGUGAGGAAAUGAGUUUCUGGUUCUCUACAGUGUGGGUAGUGUUUUAUGGCAUUUUGAUACAACCCUCGGCAUCCAAGGAAAAUGUUCAACAACGAUCUUUCGAGGAGAUCCUAGAAAAACUGGGGCGUGUGUGUUUAAACAAUACAAUAGGACAUCACAAAGCUGCGUCUACAGGGAUAUGUGGUGCGCUCCUUCUUACAGAACAGAAAUCUAAUAUAUUUACAUUUGAUAAGGCGGAACUUAUUUGUCUAACUUACAGAGAGAAAGAUUUUAACAGAUGUCUCUUUCAAGCUUGUCCCAGCUGUAGGUCAUACAAGUUUGGUGAAUAUGACAGGAACCUCACAGUCAAUGAUGAUACGGGAUUUUGUUCCACGGCUUCCAAUGGCCUUCAUCCUGAUCCAUACGACUGUUCCCAGUACUAUAACUGCUGGGAGGGAGUUGGUGAUCCAAUUAAAUGCCCGGAUGGACAGCUGUACACCACUGUAUAUAAUGGAUGUGACUAUGCCGAGAAAGUGGAAUGUAAUACUGCGGGAACAAGUUUAAGUACCGCACCACCUACACUGGGUACGGGAUUUUGUUCCACGGCUUCUAAUGGUCUUCACCCUCAUCCUUCCGACUGUUCCCAGUACUAUAACUGCUGGGAGGGUGUUGGUGAUCCAAUUAAAUGCCCGGAUGGACAGCUCUAUACCACCGUGUAUAACGGAUGUGAUUAUGCCGACAGAGUGGAAUGUAAUACAGGAACAAGUAGCGCGCCAUCUACGUCGGGUACGGGAUUUUGUUCCACGGCUUCUAAUGGUCUUCACCCUCAUCCUUCCGACUGUUCCCAGUACUAUAACUGCUGGGAGGGUGUUGGUGAUCCAAUUAAAUGCCCGGAUGGACAGCUCUAUACCACCGUGUAUAACGGAUGUGAUUAUGCAGAAAGAGUUCAAUGUUAAGAGCACCGAGUGGCAAUAAAUGAAAUAUAGAGCAUACGUACAUGUAAUUUUCAUCCGUUACAGUCAAAACAUUUGCCGUCACAAUGCAAUACAUAGGCAGGUGCUCAUGUGGUAGUGGUAGAUAACUGUACAUAUGGCCUUCCUCCUAGCUCUGGCUAGUGGGUUAACCCUUUAGCUUGAUCGGUAUAGCAUUGGACUGUUGCGCCAAAGGUACCAUGUUCGAAUCUCAGCAGAGGCAUAAACUGAAACUUAAGUCAAACCAACUCAGCUCACCAUUUACUUUUGAAGGAAAACAACAUGCACAGUGCUGAAGAUGUGGAUUUUGGUAAGAAACUUUGCAAAAAUUAACGAUUAUCAUGAUUUUGUGCUGACUUCUUCAGAAGAAUAUUGAGUUUCCAUUCAAAGCAAAUGUUUCUGGUCGAAAAAACUUGGACUUUAUGCAGUAGGAAUGAAGAUUUUUCGUCAUACACACCAAAUACACUGUACUAUACCCGGCACCGACCCUACUUGUAUAUUGUCGAAGUGUUUGAGCAUUUCGAAAGAAUUCUAGACUCCCCAAUUACUUAUGCUAGCUUGUCAAUAACUAUAAUUGUCUUCCGUGCGAUACUUUAGGCUAUCUAGAUUUAUUUUAAUUAAACACAAUUAAUCAGUCUUUAAAUACUUAUCGACCUACUUUCUUCACUUGGAAUUCACAGACCCGAGCUACACCCAUGUGACAUUGUACACGGUGAAAAUGUUCCCGCCCGUGCGACCAUAGAUCUUUUCAAUCCGCGCAAAGGUAGCAUUUGCCUCAUAUUGCACUGUGACGUCAAAUCAUGAAUGUUGUAUAUUUCAUUACUUGGCACCUAAAUGUUCGCCGGUCACUGUGUCAACCAGUACCGAAGCUUCAACUAGUGUAAUAUUCAACACCCCAUGCACACAACUACCUGCUAGUGGGUGCUACCACGACAACACAGGAACAAGCACCGACAACGUAGAAUGAUGCAUGCCUAGUUGUGUAAAGAAUCAACUUUCGAUAGUUUAAGCUGUUUUUGUCAAACGUACCUGCACCCAUUUCCACAAACGUUAAGUAAAAUAAACUAACUUUUACAUUUCAGUCAACAAUAUAGACGUGAAAGAUAACGGCAAGUUCACUGUCUCUAAUAUUGAACUGCGUAGAUCUAACAGUUUUAUACAGUAAUAACUGCUUGGAUAACAUUAAUAAUGUACCUGUGUAAAGAUUCAGAUAGAAUUUCUAUAUAAUCGUUCAUAUUUUGUUAUUGAAAUUUUGAAUUUUCUCUGCAUAUGUUUAUUAAGUGUUAGUUUGCAAAAUAUGUUGCUGAAAUCAGAAUGUUUACUCGCAAGCUCGUGCAUUUUUACAACCAACUCGUGCCAAUAUUAACCAAUAUAUAUGUAAGUUUAAUAACCCUUUUAUUGUAUAGCUAAAGUAUUUAGUUGUUAAAUUAUAUCCCUUUUCACUCAAAAUAGACGAGAAUUCAUCAAUAUUGGCAUCUAAGGUGAAAGUGUGCAAUAUCAGCAUUUAUUAUAUAGCUAAUAAAUAGUCUAUUAUA
This is a messenger RNA of Ostrea edulis (European flat oyster), 2515 nucleotides long. RefSeq names its product protein obstructor-E-like. Gene Ontology annotation, molecular function: chitin binding. The transcript has 4 exons. Lineage: Eukaryota; Metazoa; Mollusca; Bivalvia; Ostreida; Ostreidae. The coding region runs from base 18 to 965 and encodes 315 amino acids. Gene Ontology annotation, cellular component: extracellular region. The record is from RefSeq and is a predicted model, not a curated record.